Messenger RNA from Anopheles marshallii, 1355 nucleotides. RefSeq names its product guanine nucleotide-binding protein G(s) subunit alpha (gene Galphas). Gene Ontology annotation, molecular function: G protein-coupled receptor binding; GTPase activity; GTP binding. Gene Ontology annotation, cellular component: heterotrimeric G-protein complex. Gene Ontology annotation, biological process: sensory perception of chemical stimulus; adenylate cyclase-activating dopamine receptor signaling pathway. The coding region runs from base 87 to 1238 and encodes 383 amino acids. The transcript is spliced from 10 exons. NCBI's taxonomy places the organism in Eukaryota, Metazoa, Arthropoda, Insecta, Diptera, Culicidae. The record is from RefSeq and is a predicted model, not a curated record.
CUCGCAACGGUGAAGCCCGGGGGGCCGAGUCUCCCGAUACGUCACCGGAAGGCGGUGCCACCUGCUGGUGGGCGCCCUGGUCAGCGAUGGGUUGCUUCGGUUCAGCCGGAUCGAAACAGUCGGACUCGAACAGCUCCGAGGAUACCAAGAGCCAGAAACGGCGCAGCGAUGCGAUCACGCGACAACUGCAGAAGGACAAACAGGUGUACAGAGCCACGCACAGACUGUUACUACUCGGUGCCGGUGAGUCCGGCAAGUCGACCAUCGUGAAACAGAUGAGAAUAUUGCACGUGAACGGGUUUUCCGACAGUGAGCGGAAGCAGAAGAUAGAGGACAUUAAGAAGAACAUUCGUGAUGCUAUCCUGACAAUUACCGGUGCGAUGAGCACACUGACACCGCCUAUUCAGUUAGAAAAACCGGAGAAUCAGGCACGGGUAGACUACAUUCAGGAUUAUGCGUCAGGGCCUGAUUUCAAUUAUCCGCCGGAAUUCUACGAGCACACCGAAGAGUUGUGGAAAGAUCGCGGUGUCCAACAGACGUACGAGCGAUCGAACGAGUAUCAAUUAAUUGAUUGUGCUAAAUACUUUCUGGACCGUGUUAGUGAAAUCAAGCAGCCUAACUAUACUCCAACCGAGCAGGAUAUCUUGAGAUGUCGUGUGCUAACCUCUGGCAUUUUCGAAACUAGGUUUCAGGUUGAUAAAGUGAAUUUCCACAUGUUCGACGUCGGAGGGCAGCGUGAUGAGCGGCGUAAGUGGAUCCAAUGCUUCAACGAUGUCACAGCAAUCAUCUUCGUGACGGCGUGCUCUAGUUAUAAUAUGGUCCUGCGCGAAGAUCCCACACAGAACCGGCUACGGGAGUCGUUGGAUCUGUUUAAAAGUAUUUGGAAUAAUCGAUGGUUACGGACUAUAUCCGUUAUAUUGUUUUUAAACAAGCAAGACUUGCUUGCGGAGAAGAUAAAGGCAGGCAAGAGUAAGCUGUCCGACUAUUUUGGCGAAUUCAAUCGUUACCAGACGCCAGCCGACGCUGUAUGCGAAAUGGGUGAAGAUCCUGAAGUGAUUAGAGCAAAAUAUUUUAUAAGAGAUGAGUUCUUGCGUAUAUCGACAGCGAGUGGUGAUGGCAAACACUACUGCUAUCCACACUUUACCUGCGCUGUAGAUACGGAAAACAUCAAGAGAGUUUUCAACGAUUGUCGGGACAUCAUUCAGCGGAUGCAUCUGCGGCAAUAUGAGUUGUUAUAGAUAUACUUAAUGAUUUCGAUACAACAGCAACUUGGUCGUCUCAUUUUAGUUGUGUCUAUCGUGAAACAAAUAUCAAACCUAGCCAAACUAUACUAAUUUUAUAAUAAAACAAAUAUU